Molecule: messenger RNA, 2453 nt
Organism: Prorocentrum cordatum
Lineage: Eukaryota; Dinophyceae; Prorocentrales; Prorocentraceae
Source: the annotation of a GenBank genome assembly
CUCGAGCAGCUUUGCGAGCCGGCGCCGGGCCGGAGCCUCGCCCAAGGCCCUCCGCCCCUGGGCCCGCGGGUGCGCGGGUGCGCUGCAGCCAGUGGGGCCCCGCCGCCCGCAGGCCACAUGUGCGGGGGCGAUGCGCCCGGCGUCGCGGACUGGGCCGGCAGCUGGGAGGUCAGCCGCAGGGAGAACUGGGAGGCCUUCCUGAACUUCUCUGGCGUUCCGGCGGCGGCUCAUGAGGCCGCAAUCAAGGCGGUUGACUUCCACCGUUACCGCAUGGACGAGGACAGCUGGGUCAUGGACCACCGCAUUCCUGUGCAGGCCAUGCAUCUGCUCUUCCGCGCGGACUUCGACGGAGAGCUCCACGACUGCCCCUAUCCCAGGCCGACCGUGAAGCACUGGGCCCCGGGCGACGACGGAGCACCCGCGAGGGCCCUGCAGUGGAGGAACACGUGGGUGAAGCGAGGCACCCACUUCAGGACCGAGAUACCCGACUUCUUCGGCGAGGGCAAGACGUUCGUGCUGGAUAGGGAGCUGGUCGCCAAGGCGGAGAUCGAGUGCACGCUGAACGUGCGGGACGGCGACGCGGUGGUGGUUGGGCCGUGCCAGACCUGGAUGGUCAAGACGGGCGAUGCAGGCCCAGCGCCGCUAGAGUACCUGCGGACAAAGGGGAAGCCGCUGGACACGGCCGAGGCGAGGGUGGCUGCGCUCGAGCAGGCCUUCAAGAUGUUCUCUGAGAACAUCGACGAAUUCACCGCCGCACAGACCGCCGACCGCGUCGCCCCGUGCCGCUUCGACGGCCCCGCGAGGAUGCUGAUGGGCGCCGCCAAGUUCUACCAGGCCCUCGUGCCAGCCUGGAUGCAGCCCGAGAAGCUGGGGGACACCACCCCGGACAUGCUCAAGAUGGGGGUGGAGGCCGACUUCUACGCGCACAACGAGCCGAAGGGCACUGGCCUCGUGAUCGCGCCCUGGAACGCCCCCGCCCUCCUUGCAGCGGUCCCGACUCUCGGGAUGCUGGCCGCUGGCAACCACGUAGUGAUCAAGCCCUCCGAGACGACGCCCACGGUCUCGGCGCUGCUGAGGCGCCUGAGCCAGAAGUACUUGCACGGCCUCGUGUGGGUGGAGGAGGGCGCGAGGGACGCGGUCGAGCGGCUCAUCGACGAGGCGCCAGACCACCUGUGUUUCACCGGCGGCGGCGAGAUAGCUAAGCUGGUCGCCGCCAGGGCGGCGCGGCACCUCACGCCUAUCACGCUGGAGCUGGGGGGGAAGAGCCCCGUCUUCGUCGACAAGGGCCUCGGCGACGGCAUCAUGGACAAGGUGGUGAAGGAGUUCCUCCUGCUGCCGCCGCUGCUGCUGAUGGAGAUCCUCGUCACGAAGCAGGCCUUCAGCGGCCAGUUCUGCUGCGCGCACGACUACGUGCUCGUGCACAGCGAGGCGCGGGACGUCUUCGUGCAGAAGCUCAAGGCCGCCCUGGAGGAGCUGGGCGAUGCGCGGAGCGUGCCCCUGAACAACAGGAGGCAGUACGAGCGCGUCAAGGCGAUGCUCCUCGAGUCCGACGGCGAAAAGGUGCCAGCCCUGGCGGGGGCCCACGUCCCCGUGGACUCCGCCAUGACGCUGCCCGUGACGGCCAUUCUGCAGCCGUCCAUGGAGAAGGACGUCCUCAGGCACGAGAUCUUCGGGCCCCUGCUGCCGGUGCUGGUGGUCGAUGGGGUGGGCGAGGCGAUCGCGCACGUCAACGCGGCGGCGACGGGCAAGGCGCUGAUCGCCUACUGCUACUCCGAGGACGAGGCGUCCGUGGAGCAGUUCCUGGCCUGCACCAGCUCGGGCAACGUCUGCGUGAACGCGGGCUACCAGCGGAUGCUCGGCAACUACCACGUCGGCUUCGGGGGUGUCGGCGGGUCGGGAUGCGGCGUCUCCAUGUGGGGCAAGGAGGCCCUGCGCGAGUUCUCCAACCGCAAGGUCGUCUGUCGCGCCAGGGGCGGCUUCGCCUCGUCGCUGAUGGGCGGGCCCCCGCCCAAGGGCAAGGGCAAGGGCGAGGGCAAGGGCGAGGAGGCGCCGACGAGCUCCGGCGCCACCGGCGGCGGCGGCGGGGAGGUGCAGAAGGCCUUCGCCGGCGGGAGCGGCAAGGGCAAGGGCAAGGCGGACGACAAGCCCCCGCUGGAGGGCGCCCUGGCCGCUCUGACCGAAACGGAGGCCUUCCAGCAGAGCUUCGGCGGGGUCCUCGAGGCCGCCUCCCCCGCGGAGAGGAAGCUGAUGGCCGUUCGGGCCAUGCUGCCCUAUGCGCGGAAGCAGGUGAAGACGCAGGCGGGGGCCACCGCAGCCAAGAGGGCCGGCAUCCUGAACGGCUACCGCGACUUCGCGGAGAAGAGGGGCAUCUCCUGGCGUGCGCAUGCGAAGGAGCUUGAGGACCGCGGCAUGGACACCUGGAAGGCGGAGCUCGAGCAGGUCACGGACAAGGC